Molecule: messenger RNA, 1188 nt
Organism: Cylindrotheca closterium
Lineage: Eukaryota; Bacillariophyta; Bacillariophyceae; Bacillariales; Bacillariaceae
Source: the annotation of a GenBank genome assembly
AUGAAGUUCACCCUUUCCUUCACAGCCCUUACCACCGUUGCUGCUUUCGCUCCUUCGGCCUUCACACCCAAGAAUGCCGGAGUUCCUGCUUCCACCAGCAGCCUUAACAUGGCUUUGAAGGACGGACAAACCCCAGUCGUCAUCGGUGUUGCCGCCGACUCUGGAUGCGGAAAGUCCACUUUCAUGCGCCGUUUGACCUCCAUCUUCGGAGGAGAUGUCGUUGGACCUCUUGGAGGUGGCUUCGGAAAUGGAGGAUGGGAAACCAAUACCUUGGUCUCCGACCUUACUACCGUCAUCUGCCUUGAUGACUACCACUCGAACGACCGUAACGGCCGCAAGGUCUCUGGUUUGACUGCUCUCAACCCUCUUGAGAACAACUUCGACCUUAUGUUCGAGCAAAUCAAGGCCCUCAAGGAUGGAAAGACCAUUUCUAAGCCCAUCUACAACCACGUCAACGGAACCCUCGACACCCCCGAGACCAUCGAACCUACCCCCAUCAUCAUCUUCGAAGGUCUUCACCCUAUGCACGACGAACGCGUCCGUGACCUUCUUGACUUCACUCUUUACCUUGACAUCUCUGACGAGGUCAAGCUCAACUGGAAAAUCCAGCGUGAUAUGGAAGAGCGUGGACACUCUCUUGAGUCCAUCAUGGCUUCCAUCGAGGCCCGAAAGCCCGAUUUCGAUGCCUACAUCGACCCCCAAAAGAAGGACUCCGAUGUGAUCAUUGAGGUCCUCCCUACCAACCUUGAUAAGGAAGACAAGAAGACACUUAAUGUCAGAUGCAUCCAAAAGGAUGGCGUCGUUGACUUCAGCCCAUGCUACCUCUUCGACCAAGGAUCCACCAUCGAAUGGACUCCUGCUCCCACCAAGCUCUCCGCCCCUGCUCCAGGACUCAAGAUGGCCUACAGAAGUGAACAAUACUUCGGCAGAGACUGUCAAGUUGUUGAGAUGGAUGGAAGCUUCGAUAACCUUCAGGAGCUCGUCUACGUCGAAUCUGCUUUGAGCAACACCAAGACUAAGUUCUACGGAGAAUUGACUCAAGCUAUGCUUGCCCUUGCUGACGCUCCAGGAAGCAACAACGGAACCGGUCUUAUGCAAACUCUUGCAGCCUUCGCCAUUCGUGACAUCUACGAGAAGAAGACCGCUGCUGCCAAGAAGGUUAAGCAAGAAACCACCACCUCUGCUUAA